Tetranychus urticae (two-spotted spider mite) is the source of this 1165-nucleotide messenger RNA. RefSeq names its product Snipper (gene Snp). Lineage: Eukaryota; Metazoa; Arthropoda; Arachnida; Trombidiformes; Tetranychidae. Gene Ontology annotation, molecular function: 3'-5'-RNA exonuclease activity; nucleic acid binding. The record is from RefSeq and is a predicted model, not a curated record.
UUUAACUGGUUGAAUUUUUGUCUGUGGACAUCAGUGUUCAUCUUCACCAUCUUGUCGACACAUUUCAACAUAUUUCAUCAGAUAUCAUAUACUCGAACUUCAAUCUUCACCAUCAACAACCCAUUUCAACCUCAUCAAUCAAGAAAACAAAAUCUUUGGUCCAGCUACUGGGAUACUCACACUAGAAUCAAAUCUCCUUGUUCACCAUCAAAAAAGAAACCAUCAACAACUAUGUAUCAAUUCAGAAAUCCUUACAUAAAUUAUGACUAUCAAACAGAUUGUGAUAUUAUUUGUGUCAUCGAUUUUGAAGCUACAUGUGAUAAUUAUGGAGGUCGCCGGCCACCCAACGAUGCCAUCAUGGAGAUCAUUGAGUUUCCCGCAUUCAUGGUGGAUACAAGAACGAGAUCUGUGAUCUCCACAUUCCAUGAAUAUGUUAGGCCAAUAAUAAAUCCUAAACUAUCAAAUUUUUGUACACAACUCACUGGUAUAUCUCAACAUAUGGUAGACCAAGCAGAUCCCUUUCCAAAAGUGUUGGAGCGAUUUGAAAAGAAUAUUGCUAGUCUUCUUAUAGAGAAAAAUUAUCGAACCUUCGCUAUUGCGACUGAUGGACCAUGGGACAUCGCUCAUUUCUUAGCUCGACAAUGUCAAAUACAUGGACUUGAGUUCCCAAUAUAUGCUAAAAGGUGGAUAAACCUGAAAAGAGUAUAUUCAGAUUGCUAUCAAGCUCAUCCAAUUUGUCUUGAUAAUAUGCUUACUACUCUUGGAAUCCGCUUCGAAGGAAAGAGACAUUCUGGAUACUAUGAUGCUCUUCAUAUAACAAAAUUAUUGCUAAAGAUGCUGAAUGAUGGUGCUAUACUCACCGUUAAUGAAACUUUAUCUUGGGACUCAGUUAGCAGAAAAUGCUGGGGUAAUAUGGAUUGCGGUUAUAUACCCUACAGCUCAGUUUCAGCGAUAUGCCUUUAACAUCAACUAUUGGAUCAAAUAGUAGUGAAUAUACCAAAGAAUUUUUAUACAAUGAUAUUAUAUACACAUAUACAUAUACAGUAAUUGUCUCCAACCAAAGAAUUUUUAUGAACUUACUCUUUAUUAAAAAAAUGCGAUCAUGAUAUCUAUUUUAAUAUCUGAAAUUCUUUUUUGCAAAUAAUAAACAAUUUUUGAUCUUAUA